GAAGAGGCAGGGAGUUGAGCCCUCACUUCUCUUAUCCCUAACUCCCUAGAGAAGAGUGGUAAUAUUCCUUUUUUGUCAUAUUUUUUUUAAAGGUAUUGGUGUAUUUCUUAAAUCUAAUGGGAUUCUCUAUUGAGUUUAUUCUUUUCAUGUUUAACCAGAGCUUCAGCCCUCCCACCUCCAUGAGAUCCUACUUUGUCCUCUCCCUUUCCUGCAGCCCUCACCAGCUCCAUUGCUUCUUAUCUCCUUUCCCUGUUCUUCUGGCCCCUUUUAUGGGAUGAUUUUUCUGAGAAAGUUACAUAUCAUAAAAACUGGACUAUUGGGUUAGCAUCUAAAGAUGGUCCAAGUUUUUUCUCUUAAAGCUACCCUUUUUCUCUAACAUUUCUGCCUGGGUUUCAUGGUGGCAUCCCCUGGGAUGCAUGUAUUUUAUUUAUCACCCUUCAUUUUCAGGAAGCAUGGUUCUGGCCCAGAGAUCAGAUACUUGAAUAGAAAACAAGGCUGGGUGCUUUUCUACUUUGCUGUUGUACAUAUGGGCAUCCAUAACACACCAUUUUUAUUUUUUUUUUUAGCAGUUCUUGAUUGGUGGUUCUGUGUUGGUAAAUGGGAGAGCUAAUAGGCCAACUCCAAUUCACAGAGGAGAAGAAAAGGAUCAGUAGGCUCAGUUAUUCAGUUUCAUCCCAUCAAAUUCUCUUCAAUCAAAAUCAACCCCACAGAGCUCACUUAUUUUCAAACUCUUCCACUUUGCUGAGUAUGUCUUCAGGGUGACAUUUGCUUAGUAUGUCCCAUAUGUGUGUGAAUGACUGUAGGAAUAUAUGAUAAAAACAUUAAGUAUCUCUUAGAAAUUACCUUACACAUUGGUUCCCUUUUACUUUGGAGAGUUUUAAAUUCAAGGCAUUUUUUGAGGUAAGGCUCACUAAUCUUCGGUGAUUGAUAACUGCUACAAAUGGAUACCCUGUAAGGAGAAUUCAAUACUUUUUUUUUUUUGCGGUACGCGGGCCUCUCACUGUUGUGGCCUCUCCCGUUGCGGAGCACAGGCUCCGGACGUGCAGGCUCAGAGGCCAUGGCUCACGGGCCCAGCCGCUCCGCGGCAUGUGGGAUCUUCCCGGACCGGGGCACGAACCCGCGUCCCCUGCAUCGGCAGGCGGACUCUCAACCACUGCACCACAAGGGAAGCCCGAGAAUUCAAUACUUUUAAACAUGGCAAAAUCUAACAGGCAGCAGAGAAAAACAAAAUGUUUUCUUAUUUACUAACCACAAAACUUAGCUGAGAGUUGAAUUAAGGGUUGAAUUAUUCUGUUUUUUCAGUGAAAUGCAGUCUUACAAAUCAAAAUCACUUCUUACAAUCAGGAAAAACUCUGCACUUGUUUCUGGAACAACUGAAUACCUGUUAUUUUUCUUAUCUUAGGGUAGAGGUUCAGUGUUCACUUGGGAGAGGAAGGCAGUAAUUAACUUUGUUACUCUUUUUCUUCAGAGGAAUCUUCUAGCAUGCCCAGUCUACCAUUAACUUCUCAAAUUUGUUAUCUGGGUGUCUUCUAGAGGCUCAAGAUGAUUUCCUUCCCUGUGUGGUGAAUUUUAGGCAUGAUCUAAAAGGGUAUCCAAAAGAUUCUUCCUUUUACUCUGAGCAGCAGUUGCCCGUGUUUCUUUAGUUUGAAUUAAACUGGCCGCGAAAAUGAGUGCUGUAUCCAGACAGGUCCAUGCUGAAAGUUUGUGAAUACCCUGGAGGAUGCUCUAGCUGUUGUAACUCAAAAGUGGGUCCUAUCCUACAGAGAGCUCCUUGACAAAACAACAGCUUCCAAAAGACUCAGCAAUGUUUGGUCUUUAAAGUGGAGUUUUGUUUAUGGAAUUUGUUUGUAGGCCAGUAGCAAAUUCUGCUUUAACUUUACCAGUCAGGUUUACUAAUAAAACAUUCACAUGUACUGGAAGUGAAACAAAAUCAUCCUUGUCUCUUUUGGCCUGUCUGUCUAAUGCCUGUACCUGCAGGAAGUUCACACUGUAAGAACAGUUCUCAUAGGCAGGAGGUUAGAGUCUUCAGUUUUCCUACAUGAUUUGCUAACCCUCUGCUUACUAUAAAACCAUUACUCAAAUACCUUUAGACUUUACCAUAGUUAUUAAUCUGCUUGAUGCGAAACAACUUUUGUAUUUUUCUGGCUAAUGUAUUGUAUAAGCUAUAGGAGAACACCUGUGAGAAAUUUAUUGUCUGAAACAUAUGAUAGGAGGAACUGCUUUUUAAAAAGAGUUUUGUUUUUGUAUUCAUUUGAGAUAGAACAAGUUGAAGGAAUUAUUGGUUGAAGAAGUCAAAUGAUUUAAAUCAGAUCUUGUGUGUGAAUGCUUGCGUGCGUGUGUAUUUAUUGAAGAAAAUGUGUCUCAAUUUGAGAACUGGAAAAUUGGAUAUUUGAUUUUAAUUAUAUUUUUAUUUAUUUAAAAAAGUAGAAGUGGUCUUUCAUUAUUGAUUUUUUUGUCCCACAGAAUGACUUAAAUUUUCCCUGCCUGUUUGGUUAAGACACAGGGGAACAUCUUAAAUCUGUGAUAAUUUCCAAGUUACAUAAUUUUAAGAGGCUUUCCUCUUAUACAGAACACAAGGAGAAAAGAAAUCCAGCUGGAAAUCAUUUCACCAUUUUUGCUGUAAAUUUUUUAAUAUGUUUGUGAUAUGAUAGUAUUAAUUUUCUUGCUAGAUGUGGAUGAUUAAUUUUUUCAUCUGUAUUAGGAAUUAAAUAUUAUUAAUUGGGGUUAAUGAGUUGAUCUACUCUCAUGCUUAUAUCUGAGCUCUUGUAGUACUAUUCCAUUCUCUUUUGAAUUAUAUAAGGCAUUUCUCCAUUUUUGUGUGGUACUUACAGCCAUAACCCUUAUUUUGAAGGUUUUAUAUUGUAGAUAUUUGACUUAAUAUAAAAUUAUUUUUAUGCAAGAUAAAAGAUGUAGAGUCUUUAGUUCAUCUUAUGAUGCAAAGGAGAAUAACUGGGCAAGGAAUGUGGUUAAAUAGGGCUUUUUUCCUUUUAAAUUUAUACUGCUAAAUACACCAGGAGAUCAACAUCAAAAUCAAAUCCAAGGACUUCCAUAGACAUUACAGUUCAAUUUUAGUUACGAAAGCAAAGAAGUCUUUAAAAAGCUCUUAUACAGUCCAUUUUUAUUUUCUUGAUGAAAUGGUAACUAGAUACCUGGUUAAUCAGAGUUUAGUUUUAUUCCAGACUUUGUUUUUAUGUUGGGAGGAACUGAACUUUGAUCUUAGUCACUUGUAAGUCUCCGUAGUGAAACUGAACUCCUUUCAUUUAACACUUAGUACGUUUGUGCAUUAGGAAAACUUAUUAGAGGAAAAUUAUGUUUAUAUGCAGACACAAAGUGGCUAAACUCAUCUGUUAUGAACAAAAGUUAAUGAGGGAGAAUUUGUGCAUCCACAUACAAGUUUUCUUGAAUUAAAGGAGAAAAACCAGACCCUGACAAAGGAGGGCUGGACUGAAAAACAGUACCCUCAAUACUACAGAAAUGAGGAAAAGAGGUAAUGGGCAACAGAGAGCUUCGUCCUGCUCUGAGAUCCCGAAGAAUCCCCAUCCCCUCCCCCCUGACCUCCUGCCAGAAUGUUGGGUUUCAAAGAAUGCGCAGAUUAACGGAUAUCAGGAGUAGCGUGGCCCUGGGCUGAGGAUAAGGAUAAUUUACCUGAGUAACAGUCCUGGCUGAAUCAUUACAGGCCUUCUACUUGGUAUAUCUCUGUGUAAGCGUAAAGGGAACUUAGCCAAGGAGCAUUAAAACCAUUGCUGUUGGAAGGAAGUCAUAUAGUAAGGAAACCACUGAAGGCCAAGAGAGAAAAGCAAGAACAGAAACACAGCCCCAAGGUCUGUAAGACUCAGAGUUGGGCAGUGCCCACCCAUAAGGGAGCCAGCAUAGAUCUGAAGUGAAUACCUGUGACGGAGGGUCUGCGUGUCAGGGAAAGCUGCUGCUGCUGGACAUAGGCCCUGCAUCAUCAACUGAUUUAACAUGGCAGCGUCUGUGACACACUCUGCCUCUAUACUGCCUUCUCUACGGAAAAACCAAGUGGCCUUGAAGGAGGGUAAGAUGAAGUUUCAGACUUGGGCUCAGCAGAAGAGGGAUUUGAGGCUGGGGCCAGUGCCAGGAUCUUCAUGUUUCAGUUUGAGGAUUGUGUUGCUGUUGGUGAUUUCUCUGCCAAGCUUGUACUGUGAUCUGGGAUCAGUAUAUUACUCUUCCUAUGAAACAGUCACCCCCAAGAGUCUGACAGUGGAAGGAAGGGAAGACCAAGUGGAAAAGCUCUCCUAUGUGCUAUUUAUGCAGGGCCAGAAACAGCUGAUUCACCUGAAGGUGAAGAGAGACUAUUUUGUGAAUAACUUUCCAGUCUUCAGCUACCACAAUGGCAUCCUGGGGCAAGAAAUGCCUUUGAUCUCACAUGACUGUCAUUAUGAAGGCUACAUAGAAGGAGUCCCAGGUUCUUUUGUUUCUGUCAACACCUGUUCAGGCCUCAGAGGCGUCCUGAUUAAGGAGGCAAAAUCCUAUGGCAUUGAGCCCAUUCACUCUUCAAAACGGUUUGAACAUGUGUUGUACACCAUGGCCCGUGAAGCUCCAAUCUCCUGUAGUGUCACUUCCAAUGACAGCCAAGUGGCAUUCACCAGCCGGCAACAAGAGAGCAGCAAGCCUCGCAGUCGGCAGGUGCCAUCCUACUUGUGGUCACAUACCAAAUACGUGGAGAUGUUUGUCGUGGUCGACAACCAGCGGUUCCAAAUGUGGGGCAAUGACAUCAAUGAGACAGUCCAGAGAGUAAUGGACAUCAUUGCUCUGGCCAACAGCUUCACUAGGGGAAUAAACACAGAGGUGGUGCUGGCUGGAAUGGAGAUUUGGACCGAGGGGGACCUCAUACAGGUCCCAGUGGACCUGCAAGUUGCACUCAGGAAUUUCAAUAGCUGGAGACAAGAGAGGCUCUUCCAUCGUGUGAAGCAUGAUGUUGCCCACAUGAUCGUUGGACACCAUCCUAAAGAGGAUACGGGGCAGGCAUUUCUCAGUGGUGCCUGUUCAAGUGAUUUUGCAGCAGCCGUUGAAUCCUUCCACCAUGAGGAUGUCCUCCUGUUUGCAGCGCUCAUGGUCCAUGAGCUUGGGCACAACUUGGGUAUUCCGCAUGACCAUUCGGCCUGCGUUUGUAAAGAUAAACCCUUUGGCCUCAUGCGUGAAAAUAUCACUAAAGAAAGUGGCUUCAGCAACUGCAGCUCUGACUUCUUCUACCAGUUCCUCUGGGAACACAAAGGGGCCUGCCUAUUUAACAAGCCUGGGCCCAAAGGCCGCGUACGGAGGGAUUCCCGCUGUGGAAAUGGUGUUGUAGAAGAGGAUGAGCAGUGUGACUGUGGUUCUGACUGUGACAAUCACCCAUGCUGUGACCAAACAUGUAGGCUGAAGGAGAAUGCAGAGUGUAGUGAUGGACUCUGCUGCGUUAAAUGCCAACUGAAAUAUAAGGGAUUCAUGUGCCGUCCUGCUUUGGGGGAGUGUGACCUCCCAGAGUAUUGUGAUGGUUCCUCUGGAGAAUGCCCCAUAGACAGCUAUAAGAUAGAUGGUACAAUGUGUGAUAGAAUUCACUAUUGUGCUGGAGGUCGCUGUAAGAACCCUGAUAAUCAGUGCAUGGAUAUAUAUGGGUUCUCUGCAAGGUCUGCCCCAGAAAACUGUUACAUUUCAAUGAACAGAAGAGGGGACCGGUUUGGAAACUGUGGUAUUACCAACUCACCUAGGUUAAGAUAUUUGAAGUGUGUAGAUGAUAAUAUAUUUUGUGGGAAACUUAUAUGUACAAAUGUUAGACAGGUACCACAAAUCAAACCAAAUCAUACACUGAUCCAGGUCGCUCAUGAAGAUGACUGGUGCUGGAGCAUGGAUGCCUAUAACACUACUGAUAUCCCUGAUGAUGGAGAUGUACACACUGGCACUCUUUGUGCUCCAAACAAAGUCUGUGUAAAUUACUCUUGUACUGAUUAUGCUGUGCUCAAGUAUGACUGCAAACCAGAAGAAAUGUGUAAUGGUAACGGAGUUUGCAACAAUUUUAGGCACUGCCAUUGUGAGGCUGGCUAUGCUCCCCCUGACUGCAGAGGUCCAGGAGAUGGUGGUAGUGUAGACAGUGGUCCACCUGGCAAACCAACUGAAAUUCAAAGUGUAGGUGUAGGUGGCGGUUCUUUUCAUCGUAGCAUUGAGUUUAGAAAUGUUGGCAAGCUAAUUUUCAUACUCCCUUCAUUUCUUUUAAUAUUGUUGUUAGUUUUAAUAUUUUACAUUACCCUCAGGGCUGUAAAUGAGUCAGUAGAGACCCUAGGGCGUACCUUGGAGGAAAGUUCAGAGGAAACCACUAGUAAGGGAUUCUUAACGGAGUUUCUACCAGUGGGGCUACAGGAGGAGGAGUCAGAAGAGAAGGACCAAGAAGAGGUGGCCCCCCCACCGGAGGAGGCCCCCUUGCCGCCGCUGGAGGCUCCCCCACCGCUGUAGGCAAUGCUGCUGCCGCCGGAGGCCCCACCACCAGGAGAGCUAGCACCAUAAGAGGUAGCAGGUGAAGGAAAAGGAUAACCAAAGGCAGAAGUGUAUUGGUGGAAGAAUCCAAAAAUAUCGAAUAUCUCAAGCACUGAGUGGGAAAGAGGGGCUCAGAGAAGCAAAGGUGAAGUGAGAAUUGAUGGCUCCUGUAGCUCUGAACAGGAUAUAUAGUCUACAGAAACAUACUAACAUGGGAACAGAGAUGCCCCUGCUUUCAGUAUUCAUUUUAGUAAUUUGGUUAUAUGUUCAUAUAUGAACUCAUAAAAUAUUCUAUAUUUUUGCUGUUUUCCCAUUUCAUGAAACAAUUUUAUUUAAGCUCUUCUCAUGAAUCAUACCUAUCAAUAUCAUCAUUCAUUUGGGCCAAUUUCUGAUCUGAAAUUACUUUUCAGGGCCUACCAUCUUCCAUCUACAUUGUUUGAUACACAGUAUUAUCUCUACCUAUGACUAUCACAGGGUCAUUAAUCCCACUCAUAACACAUUAUCUUAAAAAUGUUAUCUGUUGAGUAAUCUAAUUUGCCCCAAAAGUUGCUAUUCACGAAUAAAAGGUAAUUUAAAAUAAAUAAAAAGCUAUUUUAAGAUGAAGCAUCGCUUCAGACUCCAUACAGCCUAGUCCUUGAGGCUUCUUUAUUUUGGGGCUCUCUUGGAAGGGGCUACAUCUGAUCCAGGGUUGUCCGAUCACCCUGGGUCUGGGUGCAUGGGGGAAGGGGAGCAACUUAGGCAAGAGACAACCUUGUCUAGUGCAGAGUUAAAUUGAAAGUAUUAAUUGUUCCUUCUUUUCUGUUUUUCGACUUUACUUAUUAUAUUUAUUUCUCAUUUCCUUUUUAAGUUAACAUAUUGUUGACUGACAGUCCAAAGGAACAGAGCUUUGGAGGGUAGUCAAUUGUCUGUAAAGAGAGCACAAAGCACAUACAAUAAAACAUGCAUUCUGUGCAAGACACUGUGCUACUUUACAUUUGUUGUCUUAAUUUAAUCCUCCCAUCCACCCUAUGAGACCUCCAUCUUGUACAUGAAGAAACAGAGACCAAAGACUUUUGCUCUAGAGUUGAUAAGGGGUGGAACCUGCAUACGGCCCCACGUAUGACUGAAUCUACAUUCGCCACUGCCUCAUGAGCCUGUUCCUUUAGUAAAAAAAAAGUGAGCAGGAAGACAACUGACAUGUCCUUAAUUGCCCAGGUGAUUAGUGAUGCUGAACACCUUUUCAUGGACCUGUUGGCCAUCUUUAUGUCUUCUUUGGAAAAAUGUCUAUUCAGAUUCUCUGUCCAUUUUUAAAUUCGACUUUUUUCUUUUUGAUAUUGAGUUGUAUAAGUUCUUUUUAUAUUUGGAUAUUAACCCCAUAUCAGAUAUAUGAUUUGCAAAUAUUUUUUCCCAUUCGAUAGGUUGACUUCAUUUUGUUGAUGAUUUCCUUUGCUGUGCAGAAAGAAGCCUUUUAGUUUGAUGUAGUUCCACUGUUUUUUCUUUCCUUUUUUAAUAUUUAUUUAUUUAUUUGGCUGCUCCGUGUCUUAGUUGCAGCAUGCAGGAUGUUCAUUGCCACGUGAGGGAUCUUCCUUGAGGCAUGCAGGAUCUUUAGUUGCAGCACGCAGGCUUUUAGUUGCGGCAUGUAGGAUCUAGUUCCCUGACCAGGGAUUGAACCUAGGCCCCCUGCAUUAGGAGCAUGGAGUCUUAACCACUGGAUCACCAGGGAAGUCCCUAGUUCCACUUGUUUUUGCAUUUGUUGCCUUGGCUUUUGGUGUCAAAUCCAAAAAGCCAUUGUCAAGGCCAGUGUCAAGGAGCUUACUGCCUAUGUUUUUUUCCUAGGAGUUUUAUGGUUUCAGAUCUUAUUUUCACAUCUUUAACCCAUUUUGAGUUA
Molecule: messenger RNA, 8338 nt
Organism: Orcinus orca (killer whale)
Lineage: Eukaryota; Metazoa; Chordata; Mammalia; Artiodactyla; Delphinidae
Product: disintegrin and metalloproteinase domain-containing protein 1a-like
Exons: 1
Coding region: 3964-6450 (828 amino acids)
Biological process (GO): proteolysis; binding of sperm to zona pellucida; male gonad development
Cellular component (GO): plasma membrane; external side of plasma membrane; sperm head plasma membrane
Molecular function (GO): metalloendopeptidase activity
Source: RefSeq, a predicted model, not a curated record